UACAAGGCAAUGCUAACAAACUAAGUAUAAUCAUGUAAGAUACAUUUUAUCUACUUUAAAGGUUUUUUAAACCAAGAUUUUAGUAAAAGGAGGAAGCGGAACCGACUCUCAAACAACCUAACGAUUUCUGCCUGAUCAUCACAAGACACCCAAGCAUGUGAUAUUGAUCAGGCUAUGGAGACCACUCUCUCUGUCAUCAAAGAAUAAACGGUGUCUUUCUCCUAGUUCGAACAAUGCAGACAGUUAAAACCGGACUAACUUGACUCUCGUCGAAAUGGUUCACGUAUACAACUGCCACCCUUUCGCAUCUCAGCAAAUUGUGCCAACCGAACAGGAGCCCGGACUAAUUUGCUCCGGUGGAGGUGCCCUGUUUGUAGUGUCCGCGGGGGGAUGCAAGAUCGAGGCAUAUCAAAUACAGGAGGAGGGAUGCCCACUCAUCUGCCGUUUCGCUACAAUGGGCACAGUACACAGUAUUCUGCACAGUCAAAUAGGUGACUAUCUUGUUACUAUCGAGGAGAAGAACAAAGCCACAUACCUCAGGGCAUACACCAACUGGCGCUACCAGGCAGCGGAGAAAACCCGGGUUGGUGUGCGUCUACUGGGCCUUAUCCUCCGUGGGUCCUCCUUCCGUGGAGCUCCCAAGGAACAGAUGGAGAUUAUCGAGAUACCGCUGGUGGAUGCGCCACUGUGUGUGGCCUGCUGCCCUCUCACGGGGGACCUUCUGGUGGGUUGCACCAAAAGCUUGGUGGUCUUUAGCUUGAGACGAGUGGCUGUGAACGAACAGCUCUCCGUGCUGGAUUUUGAGAGGUUCCUGAUCCUGCAUAUUCCCAACUGGAGCCCUUCCCAGGUGGCCCUCUGUGGCGGAUAUGUGGCCAUGCAGAUGGAGCUGGAAGUACUGGUGGUCAGACUGGAACGCCUGCAGAAGAACUCCCAGCAGACAGAGCGACAUUCUCUGCUUCCCAGCGAUAUCCUGUCAGGAGCUGACCAGGUCAACCCUGGAGAGGCAAAAAAGGAUGGCCCGAGUUCCCAUGAUGAGGCAGAUGAUUUUUUCAUGUUACCAAAACAUCAAGAGAUGCUGGGUGAGAAUGCAAAAGACUGUGGCAUCUCCGUGACCUUAGAGUUGACGGGAAUGGAGACGGAGACCGGGGACAGCAUGGGGGUGACCUAUGUCCUCUACAGGCGCUUUGCUCCUGAUUUCUUCCAAGGUUGUAGCGUGGAGGACACUUGUUUGCAUUCCCUGCAACUGCUUCCCAUGUUUACUAAGGGUAACCAGGAAGGGGCUAGCAAUGCCAAAGCCUCAGAGCCAACAUGCAUAUUCUGUUUCUUCUCCCUGCCUAACACUGGCUACAUGUACAGUCUGAAGAACACAGUGGAGCUCAUCUCUACUUACCAGUACCCAGAGAAAGCCCUUCAGGCAGUGCUUACUGUCCGGUUUCUCCACGUCAUUACCAGGAAUGCUCUCCAGUGCUUUUCGGUGAGGUGCAGUGCACUGGCAUCUCGAGCUGAAGACGCCUACAUUGAUACUACCAUGAGGGCGUGUCCUCCGUUUACUAUGGAGGUGUGUGCCCUGCGCAUCCAGGUCUUCAUUGGCCUGAAGGCUCUGUGCUUGGACCGGGAUCAUGUCGUCCUUCUCACGGCCGCCAGCGUGGACAGUAAAGAGGAAACGGAGAGGGCUGCCCGAAGGACCCCGUCCAGAAAGACCUCCGUGUCCAAACCCAAGGAGCCAAGUGAGAGUGGCCAUGGCUGGAACCUCUAUGUCGUUAACACCGUGUCCACUCUACAGCUCUACAGAGAGAUAGUGGAGUACAGUAGGAAGUACGAGCUGACCACUCCGCUCUCUCAGAGUUUUGUCCACCUGCUGAGUGAAGCCCACCUCCUCCUGCGCGAGGCUUUGCUGGACCCCCGCCUCGGCACCGAUGAAUCCGCGGAUGGAGCAGAGCUGAGGCAGGCUUUCCAGGAGAGCUGCGCCCAGCUGGGAGACUGUUUUAGCAGGGUGGACAAGCGAGAUUGCCAUUUGGCCCUGCCUUACUAUAAGAUGUCUGGCCUGACCAUGACGGAGGUCAUUGAGAGGAACCUGGCAUUAGCUGGCGGCAGAGCGGAGUAUGGCAAGGGCUUCAUCUUCUUCCUUAAGCACUCGCUCUAUGAGGAGACCGCGGAGGAACUCAGUGAAGAGACGGCCAACAAAGUCCUUGACAUCUUUAGCGUGGCCGAGCCCACCCAGCUGCCCCACGUGGUCAACAGCCCCUUUUUAUGCAACGCCAGCCCGGCCUGUGCCCUGUCCAAUCUGGGCCGCCUGGAAGUCUCCAGCGCUCCCUCCGUCACCCUCACCUUGUGCCAGGCUGCGCUGGCGCUACGUAUGGGUGAUCUUCACCUCUACAGACAACAGAUGGACCGCCAUGCAGAGAUGCUGCAGGUUUAUGGCUUCAUAGAAGAACCCAAUCUGUUGCUCCAUGGGCGUGGGAAGGCAGUUCAACCCACGGCGUUUGCACGACACCUGAGGGACACGCAGGCUGGUCUGCUGGUGGCAGCCACAGUGGCCCUGCAUGAGAACAGUAAAGUCAAACUGGACGAGGCUGAUCUCUUCCUCCAGGAGCUGUGUGAAGAGGAGGUGCAGGCUAGCCCACAGUUGUUGGUUGAUUUCUGGGAGGCGCUGUUAGUGGCCUCCUCUCAGGAGGCCAUCAUCCAGGAGCUCCUGUUCCGUCUCUCCUCCGUCUACAUUGAUCGCCUCACCCACAGGGACCGCACGGGCAUCAAACCCCUUAAAACUGCAGAGGACCUGAUUAACUCCUGCUGUCAUUAUGGCAUUGUCUUCCCGUGGCUGAACAUCCUCACUCCAGCUCACCUCAGCAUUACCCAUGACUAUCAGGAGGAUCUGCAGAAACUCCAGUCUCUGCUCUGCGGCCCCACGCUGGACGUUUCGUCCAUCUUGCCUCUGCUGGAGCAGUUGUCGGACACGGAUAACGCUGGUCUGAGCGUGCACGUGCUCUGUGCCACCAAGCUCGGCCAACACGAGAGCUCCAUCGAGCGUCUGCUCGACCGCUGCCCCCAGGCCAUCAUCCCCUAUGCCAACCAUGAGCUACAGAACGACAAAAUGGCACUGUGGUGGCAGAAACUGUUCCCCGAGCUUUGUGAGAGAACACGAGGAGCUGGAGGAGAAAACGGCACUUUAUUAUCAGCUCUAAAAGAAACACUGGUGGUGGUUGCCAUGGAGCUAAACCCGCUGGAGCUGCUGGACCUGUUGCCUGAUGACGGGACCGCGCGGUUCUUUCUGCCCCAUCUGUUGGAAUGCAGCCAAAGGCAUCUGAUGACCUGAGCACGGCGUCACCGUCUGGACGCUGCUCGACAAUCAGCUUAUACUGCAAAAGACUGAACAAAGAACUAAAUGCCUAAAACACUAACUGGAUUUAAGACGUGCUCUACUACAUUCACAACAGAUGACGGAAACUUUAUGGCAUGUACCUAAACUAUGGACCCAAAUCCAGUGUCCUGAGCCUGUAAAAAUGUCCAUCUCAGUGCACCUCAGUUUUUUCAGAGUAAACGGUGUUUUUUAUCAUUCCAUAUCCUCUUGCUAGACCUGGACUGUACUGGACAAAUAAUAGGUUUAAAUCAUUCAGGAAAAGAGGAAAUUAGACAUUGCCUUUCCCUCUGAAGUGGUAGAAAACUUGGAGAACAGAUAUCUGGUAUGUAGAUGCAGUACAUACACUAUAAAUAUACUGAUUAAUGAAUCUGUAAUAACAUUCUGAAUUAGUCACUGCAGACUUUUUAGAAAUAAUGUAGCAGCUAGCAUAUACUGUAGUGGAUAUUACUGGAAUGAAUGUCAUUUUCUGAGAGAGAGAAGUAAAGUGAAAGUGAGAUGGCAAAAAUGUAAAGAAUAGAGUCUCUGAUGUUCUUCAUAAUCAUUUGUUUUUGUGUGUGUG
Messenger RNA from Chanos chanos (milkfish), 3917 nucleotides. It is a transcript of the gene hps3, whose product is annotated as HPS3 biogenesis of lysosomal organelles complex 2 subunit 1. Lineage: Eukaryota; Metazoa; Chordata; Actinopteri; Gonorynchiformes; Chanidae. Gene Ontology annotation, biological process: organelle organization. The record is from RefSeq and is a predicted model, not a curated record. The coding region runs from base 275 to 3313 and encodes 1012 amino acids. Gene Ontology annotation, cellular component: cytoplasm. The transcript has 17 exons.